CGUCCGUCCCCUCCCCGAGGCGGGGCAGUUUAAGGGCGGACUCUAACGGUUCUCUGAGCUCCACGCCGAUCGCAGGUCUCAGCCGCCGCUCCGACCAUGGCCGAGGUUCGCAGUUUCACCAAACGGCUCAGUAAACCCGGGACGGCUGCCGGGAUCAGGCAGAGUGCGUCCGAGGCUGUCCGUAACUCGCUAAUCGCGGAAAAAGCAAAGAUUAUCGAGCCAUUGGAGUAUGAGAAAGUAAUUGAGCAAAGGAAGACACAGAUUCAAAGUGAUAGCCUGCGAGACCUUCUGCAGUUCCCGACAGAUGAAGUCUCGAUCUCUACAAUUUCACGCCAGAGGAGGACUGUUUACUCCACGCUGCCUUCGGAUGCUGAGAAACUGGCACAAAGUCUGUUGGUUAAAGAGUGUAUCAGGACCUAUAACUCAGACUGGCUUGCAGUCAGCUACAAAUAUGAAGCCUAUGCUGGGGAUUUCAGAUCGUUGCCAAGCAAAGUGCACCAGCCAGAAAAACUGCCAGUGCAGCUGUUUGAAGUUGAUGAAGAUGCAGAUAAGGAGGAAGAUGGUACAUCAAUAUGCUCUCAGAAAGGAGGGAACAUCAAGGAAGGGUGGCUGUAUAAAGCUCACAUGAACAGCACUAUUACUGUUUCAAUGAAGGUAUUUAAGAGAAGAUACUGUUACCUGACCCAGCUUCCCGAUGGCUCAUACAGCCUCUGUUUUUGCAAAGAGGAGAAGGGGUUUAAGGAGUCCAAAGGAUCGAUUUUUUUGGAUUCCUGCGUUGAUGUUGUACAGUGUUCCAAGAUGCGGCGAUAUGGUUUUGAACUUCGAAUGCAGGAGAAGUGCAGUUGUCACUUGGCCGCAGAGAGUGAGCAGGAAAUGGAAGAGUGGAUAUCAACUCUGAGAAAAGUCAUUCAGAGCAACUUCGAUGGCUUGGCGGCAGAGAGGAGGAUUAGCGAAUUGCCUGAGGGGGCACUGGAUGAAGACUCCUUCAGCCAAGGAAAAUCUGAGAGCAUGAUGGAGAGUUUGGAGAAAAGUAUGCACCCCGAGUUAAUGAAGUAUGCCCGAGAAUCGGAUUACCUCAACAAGGCCAGCCGAAGUGAAGGCAGAUGUAAACUGUUUGCAUUGGAUGCCGAGGCACAGAAACUAGAUUUUUCAGGCAUUGAACCUGAUGUAAGGCCAUUUGAAGAAAGAUUUGGCAAGCGCUUCCUGGUAAAGUGCCACAAUUUGACUUUUGCUCUCCAAGGUCUUGUCAGUGAGCAGGGAGAUGGAACACGAACAAAUGUUGAACCUUUCUUUGUGACCCUUGCACUGUUUGAUACCAAUAACAACUGCAAGAUCUCUGAGGAUUUCCACGUGGAACUGAAUCCCCCAGCUGUGCGCCAGAUGUUACAGAGCAGCUCAGAGGGAGCAGCUGAAAAUGGGAAGACGAGGGAGGACCAUCAUGGCAGCCGCCUGAAGGGGAUAGACGAGAAACUUCUCUGUUACCCGAAACAGGGUGUAUUCUCAGUGACGGUCCCUCACCCAGAGAUCUACCUAGUGGCUCGAGUGGAGAAGGUGCUCCAAGGGGGAAUUGCACAGUGUGCUGAGCCAUACAUUAAAAGUUCUGACACAGGCAAGGCUGCACAGAAAGUGCUUAAGGCUGCAAGGCAGAUCUGCGGCAGGCUGGGAGGCUACAAGAUGCCUUUUGCUUGGGCGGCAAGACCAGUGUUUAAAGACACAGAAGGUUCUUUAGACACAAGUGGAAAGUUCUCACCUUUUUACAAGCAGGAUAGCAACAAGCUGUCUACAGAAGAUUUACUGAAAAUGCUGGCAGACUUCAAAAAGGUAGAGAAAAUAUCCAAACUUCAAGUGAUUCCAGGAGAUUUUGAUGUCGCCAUCGAGUGUGUUCCUCCUGAUAUUUCCAAUUGUGUAACUUCAUCGUACAUCCCUGUGAAGCCAUUUGAGGAAGCCAGCUGUGACACUGUGACGUUUGAAAUUGAAGAAUUUGUUCCAGAUUUUGCAAAGUACAUGUACCCUUUCACAACUUUCAAGAACCACAUGUAUGUUUAUCCCAUGCAGCUGAAAUAUGACAACCAGAAAACUUUUGCAAAGGCAAGAAAUAUUGCAGUCUACGUGGAGGUGAGAGAUUCUGAUGGAGAUAAGUCUCAGCCACUGAAGUGCAUCUAUGGGAAGCCAGGAGAUCCAAUGUUCAUAACCAAAACUUGUGCAACAGUUUUGCAUCAUCAGCAGUGUCCAGAGUUCUACAAUGAGAUUAAGGUUGAACUGCCUGUGCAACUUCACGAGAAGCAUCACCUCUUGUUCACCUUCUACCACGUCAUCUGUGACAUAAACAGUAAAGGGACAACUAAAAAACGCGAAGCUCUUGAGACACAUGUUGGUUACGCUUGGCUGCCGUUAUUGAAAGAUGGUCGAGUGGUUACAUCUGAGCAGCAACUGCUAGUCUCUGCCAAUCUGCCUUCUGGAUACCUGGGCCUUCAUGAUCCUGACAACAAGAAGCACAUAGUUCCUGACAUUAAGUGGGUGGAUGGAGGAAAACCGUUACUGAAAGUUAAAAAUCAUUUGGUAUCCACAAUUUACACCGAGGACCAGUACUUGCACAAUUUCUUCCACCACUGUCAGAUGAACCAAUCAGCAACACAGGAGAACACUGGAGAUCUAGUGAAGCAUUUGAAGUGUUUGCAUGCUAUGGAGACCAGUGUGAUGAUCAACUUCCUACCAACAAUCUUAAACCAGCUGCUACAGAUCCUUACCAGGACCAGCCAGAGUGAUGUGGCAGUGAAUUCUGUCAGGGUAAUGAUACACAUUGUGUCAAAGUGUCACGAGGAGGAUCUGGACCACUUUUUGCGAUCUUAUAUAAAGUAUGUUUUCAGAACGAACCAGUAUGUGACCUCGGAAAACAAGACAACACAUGAAGAACUGGCUAAGUCCAUCAUCACCAUCCUGAAACAGUCUGCAGACUUUUUCACAAUCAACAAGCUGUUGAAGCAUUCGUGGUUUUUCUUUGACCUGUUGAUAAAGUCAAUGGUCCUGUACUUGAUUGAGAAGAAUAAAAUGAAGCUUCCCAGAAUGGAGAGAUUCCCAGACUGUUAUCAACACACUGUGCAGUCACUACUUCUUGUAAUUGUUCCCCAUGUUAAUUUGAGAUAUGGGGAAAUUCCAAAAGAAUCCAGGAAUAUAAACAUCGGCUGGGCUCAUUUUAUGAAGCGGAGUUUGACACUGAUGGACAGAGGAUUUAUCUUCAACCUAAUAACUGACUACAUCAGCUGCCUCUCUCCCAAGGAUUCAAAGGCACUCAUCGAGUACAAGCUGGAUUUCCUGCAAAUCAUCUGCAACCAUGAACACUUCAUCCCUCUGAACUUGCCAAUGUCCUUUGUGAAGAGCAGACUCCAAAGGAUGCAAGAUCUGCAACUGGAGUACACUCUCUCUGAUGACUUCUGCAGGCAUCACUUCCUGGUGGGUCUUUUACUCAGGGAGCUCACUGGUGCUCUCAAUGAGUCUCGGGACAUCCGACACAUGGCCAUUGCCGUUGUCAAGAGCCUGAUAAUGAAGCACUCGUUUGAUGCCCGAUAUCCACACAAGAACCAGCAGGCAAGAAUAGCCCUCUUGUACCUACCACUUCUCAAAGUGAUGUUUGAAAAUGUUCAGCGGUUCAUCGUAAAAGAUCUGUCUUCUCUCAGCAUGACCUUCUCGAAUGCCUGUGUUCGAGGUGACUUGGCAUUUAGCAUCCCAACAACAAUUAAUGGAUCAGCUGCACGCAAAUCAGGCAUCUUCACCGACAAGGAGUUAACUCCUUCAGUAGGAUACAGCACGUCUUGUGGGCCGGUGUUGAAGCGUGAUGAUUCCAGAGGCACCUUGAGCAAUGAAUUUAGUGCGUGUACACCAGAGAGAGCUGAGGAAAGGCGGAAUUCCAUGGACUUUAGUCAACAAAGACGAAGCUCAACAGGGAGCAAUUUAUCCAACUACGGCAAGUUAGACCAACAUGAAAUAAGAAGUCUCCUUAUGUGCUUUCUACAUAUCAUUAAAACAAUGUCGGAAGAUGCUCUCUUGGCGUACUGGAAUAAGAUGUCCCCUCAAGAAUUAAUGGAUUUUCUCACAAUUUUAGAGAUCUGCCUUUACCAGUUCAGAUACAUGGGCCGGAGAUAUAUAGCAAGAGUUCAAGAGGGCCUAAGCUUCAAGUACUCUCCAGCUGACAGGAAGUCUCAAACUAUGCCAGCUCUCUGGAGUCGUGCAGGAACAGCACACGCCAGGCUCCAACAGAUCAGCCACAUGGACAGCUCAUUUACCCUCAACCACCGUUCUGGAAUCAGUGAAGCAGACAUUAGCCACCAGUCGUUGUUGGAAGGGAACCUAGCCACUGAAGUGUGUCUCACAGUGUUGGACUUCGUUACUUACUUCAUUCAGAACUUCAAGAAUCAACUCAUUCAAGAUGACGGGCACAACCCACUGAUGAAGAAAGUGUUUGACAUCCUCCUCCUGCUGACCAAUGGGCAGUCCGAAACAGCCAUGAAGCAUGUGUUUGCAUCUUUACGGGCGUUCAUUAGCAAGUUCCCAUCAAUAUUUUUCAAAGGACGGGACAACAUCUGCGCCACAUUUUGCUAUGAAAUCUUAAAGGGCUGCACCUCAAAGCUGAACUCGACUCGUAGUGAAGCCUCUGCUCUCCUCUACCUAUUGAUGAGGAACAACUUUGAUUACACCAAGAGGAAGACCUUCCUGAGAACUCACCUGCAGAUCAUUAUCGCAGUGAGCCGAUUAAUAGCCGAUGUUGUUUUUACUGGAGGUUCCAGGUUCCAAGACUCGCUUUCUAUUAUCAACAACUUUGCCAACAGUGACAAGGCUCUGAAGGCAACUGCUUUUCCAAGUGAGGUCAAAGAUCUAACCAAGAGAAUUCGGACAGUCCUGAUGGCCACUGCCCAGAUGAAGGAGCAUGAGAAAGACCCUGAGAUGCUGGUGGACCUUCAGUAUAGCUUAGCCAAAUCCUACGCCAGCACACCUGAGCUGAGGAAGACUUGGCUGGGUAGUAUGGCUAAAAUCCAUGUGAAAAACGGAGACCUCUCGGAGGCAGUGAUGUGUUACGUUCACAUGGCAGCUGUUGUCGCUGAAUACCUUUACAGGAAGAAAUUAUUUCCUAAAGGAUGUUCAGCUUUCAAAGCCAUUACUCCCAACGUUGAGGAGGAAGCAGCAACAAAAGAGGAUUCAGGAAUGCAGGAUGUAAAUUACACUGAGGACGUCCUUGUGGAACUAUUAGAGAAGUGCGCGGACGGAUUGUGGAACGCGGAGCGGUAUGAGUUAAUCGCUGUCAUUUACAAGCUCAUUAUCCCUAUUUAUGAAAAGCGGAGAGACUUUGAGAGGUUGGCUUUCCUGUACAACACACUGAAUGAAGCUUAUAAGAAAAUAAUUCAAGUCCUUCACACGGGCCGCAGACUGCUGGGGAUGUUUUUCCGAGUGGGCUUCUAUGGUCAGAGCUUCUUUGAAGAGGAAGAUGGAAAGGAAUAUAUCUACAAGGAGCCCAAGCUGACUAGAUUACCUGAAAUAUCUGAGAGACUCCUCAAACUAUAUGGUGAUAAAUUUGGAGCUGAGAAUGUGAAAAUCAUCCAGGAUUCCAACAAGGUAAAUGCAAAAACCCUCGACCAGAGAUUUGCAUAUAUUCAGGUAACGUUUGUUGAACCAUAUUUUGAUGAGACAGAGCUGCCAGAACGGAAGACCCACUUUGAGAGAAACCACAACAUCACGCGAUUCGUCUUUGAAACGCCGUACACAUUAUCUGGGAAGAAGCAGGGCGGAGUUGAAGAGCAGUGCAAACGGCGGACGGUUCUGACAACAACACAUUCCUUCCCAUAUGUGAAGAAACGGAUUGUAGUCAUGAACGAGCAGCAGGUCGAACUGAAGCCCAUAGACGUGGCCAUCGAUGAGAUGAAGGACAGAACGACAGAGCUUCAAAAACUGUGCAAUUCAAAUGGACUGGACAUGAUCCAACUCCAGCUCAAGCUUCAAGGCUGUGUUUCCGUGCAAGUAAAUGCCGGUCCAUUGGCCUAUGCAAGAGCAUUCUUGGAUUGCAGCAAAUCACUCAAGCUCCCAGCCAAGAAAGUGAAGCAAUUGAAGGACAUAUUCCGGGAAUUUGUUACAGUCUGCAGCCUUGCCCUGGAUUUAAAUGAGCGGCUGAUUAAGGAGGAUCAGCUGGAGUACCAUGAAGGGUUAAAGGCCAAUUUUAAAGACAUGGUGAAGGAAUUAUCAGAAAUCACCCAUGAACAGAUGCUGGCAGAAGAUGAACUGGUGACGUCCCAUCUGAGGAACUCGCUGCAUGUUUUCAGUGCAAUCAGUGGAACAGCCAGAGGCCACUCCGCUUUCCCCUCGACACUCUGACACCCACCGCCAAGCAGAGGUGCUGCCCAGUCUUAAUGGAUCUUUUCCUCACAGAAUGGAAAGCAGGGCUGGAUUGUUGGGACGGUGUGACUUGAACUUUGAACUUUGCACUGCAGGGCUUCAGACUUUUCCCACACUGGCUACCCUGCAUCCUGAUCACCCUCUCAGCCCUCCCUUGUAAGAAAAGUGCUCUUCAAUCCACACACCCGGGCCUUACAGGACAGCGCGAUGCCUUGCACACUGAAGAACCUUAUCAGGACGUCUGUCUGCACUGGACUUGAGAUUUACAGAACUGUGGAUUUGAAAAUAAUUGAUUGGGUUGGAACACCAAUCCCAAACCGAAUAUUUAAAGGUGGCCAAUUCUUUUCCAAAAUGUACAGUAUAAAAUAGAAAUAGUAUCUCACAUCUGUAUGUCAAAUUGUCAUCUCAAAUUGUUGUGUAUUUAAUUUGUAACUGUGAGUAGCAACACACUGCAAUCUAUAGUGUACAAAAAUCCUUAAAUAUAUUCAUUGUUUUA
Messenger RNA from Mobula hypostoma (lesser devil ray), 6874 nucleotides. It is a transcript of the gene dock11, whose product is annotated as dedicator of cytokinesis 11. Gene Ontology annotation, biological process: small GTPase-mediated signal transduction; positive regulation of filopodium assembly; positive regulation of GTPase activity. The transcript is spliced from 53 exons. Bases 97 to 6357 code for a protein of 2086 amino acids. Gene Ontology annotation, molecular function: guanyl-nucleotide exchange factor activity. The record is from RefSeq and is a predicted model, not a curated record. NCBI's taxonomy places the organism in Eukaryota, Metazoa, Chordata, Chondrichthyes, Myliobatiformes, Myliobatidae.